GUAAAUUCCAAUUUUGUCUUAAAAACACACAAGUUUCUGCGUAACUGUGCAAAGUGUUUUCUUCCAUUGAUAUCGAGAGGUCAAUAAAGUGAUAAACUUUUUGUGAUUUUUCUCAUUCAAAAUCUUUGCACAUUUUCAAUUUCCUCCAAUCUCAAAUUUCUGAGUCUUUCAUUGAUUAUUGUUUUUGCUUCGCUUUCUUAAAACAAGAUUUGACAUGGAUGCAAUUUCAUCUCUUGGAACCAAUCAUGUUCUUUGUGGGUUUUCUCCAUUUUCUCAGGAGAAUCCAUCAAAAUCGAAACUUUUUCCGGUUAUGAGUCUCGAUUUGAAGGAACAUCCCAUGGUUUCAACAGAUUUCACCAACCAAACCUUAACCGCUUUCUCUUCUUCCUCUGUGACUCCUUUUCAGGCAAAGACAUCAUCAAUUGGUAAGAGUAGAGGAAUGCGAUGGUGGGAAAAGUCAACGAAUCACAACAUGUUAGAGAUUCAAUCUGCAAAUCAUCUAGUUGACUCUUUGUUAAAUGCUGGAGAUAGAUUGGUUGUUCUUGAUUUCUACUCUCCUGCUUGUGGUGGCUGCAAAUCUCUCCACCCAAAGAUCUGUCAAUUGGCUGAAUCAAACCCAAAUGUGAUGUUUCUUAAAGUGAAUCAAGAAGAGCUAAGAACAAUGUGUCAUGGUCUUAACGUUCAUGUGCUUCCUUUCUUUAAGUUGUAUAGAGGAGCAGAGGGUAAAGUCUGUAGCUUCAGCUGCACUAUUGCAACCAUCAAUAAGUUCAAGAUAGCGUUGGAUAAGCACGGUAGCGAACGAUGCAGCCUCGGGCCAGCAAAGGGAUUAGACGAGAAAGAACUUGCGGCUUUGGCAUCGGUUGGGGAACUGAAAAUGAGUUCUUUAACAUUGCAUCAAGCUAGCAUCGUUGGUUAUAAAACAGAGGAGCAAUAUCAAACGAUGGUGCUAUAAAAGAGAUGAUUUUUCAUUAGGGUUCUUUGUGAUUUUGUAGAUAUUAGUAUCCAUUGUGAUUGGUUUGGCACCAAGGUUUUAUUCUUUUUAGUUUCAAUCAAAUAUUUAGCUGAAACUUGUUACUAGAGUUACAUUUUUUGAUAAUCGUGUGCCUUUCAAAUUUUCAAUAUUCGGAAUUUGGUUAUUUAAUCUGAAUAUUUGAUUAA
Molecule: messenger RNA, 1158 nt
Organism: Arabidopsis lyrata subsp. lyrata
Lineage: Eukaryota; Viridiplantae; Streptophyta; Magnoliopsida; Brassicales; Brassicaceae
Product: thioredoxin-like 1-2, chloroplastic
Exons: 4
Coding region: 215-952 (245 amino acids)
Biological process (GO): cell redox homeostasis
Source: RefSeq, a predicted model, not a curated record